GGAAACAAAUAUUUUUCAAAACAAAACGAAACAAAAAUCUUAACUCUUCAGUGAACAUCUCAUCCUGAUUCGAAUCGAAUCGAAUCAAUUUUUGUUGUUCGAACAAAAUAAUCAUUCGAUUCUAUUUCUACCUAAAUCUGAAUUUAAAAUUAAGAAAUAGCAAACAAGCUAUAUACACACGACGAGUCAUUUCUGCGUGUUUUUAAAUUUUUCGUCACACUUUUGCUUUUUUAAAAAUCAAAUCAAAAAAUAGAACCAAAAAUGGCUACAUUAACUAGUGGAAUGGAGGUAAAAAUUCAAAGAACAAAUGGAAAAAUACAUGCUGCAAUUGUCAUGACAAUUAGUUAUGAAACCAAAACUGUUACAGUUGAAUGGGCUGAAGGUGAAGAGGUUAAAGGAAAAGAGAUUGAUUUGGAACAAAUUUAUCGACUUAACCCAAGCCUCGUUUUACCGAAAACAUCAGCUACGGCAACAACAACAGCAGCGGCGGUGGUGGCAAAUUCAACAACAGCAAAUGGUGGUAAUAAUGUUGCUACCGGUGUUGGUGCUGGUGCUGGUCAACAAUCAAAAAAGCAGCAUGAAGAGAAUACAUCAAUGUUACCUGUACGUACGGCAAAUUUAGCUACAUCACAUCAUCAUCAUAAUCAUCAUCAAAAUAAUAAUAACAAUAAUAAUCAUCAUAAUAAUCAUCACCAACAAGCAAAAGGUUCACUUCGUAUGAGACAGCAAACAAAUUCUAGACAAACAAUUGCUAAUGGACAUCUACUUAUUAAUAAUAAUAAUAAUAAUCAUAUUGAUCCUACGCCAGCAACGGCAGUAUUAUCAACAACAUCAUCAUCACAUUCAUCUGCAUUGAAUACGACCAAUGGAUUGUCGACGGCAACCGCAUCAAAUAAUAAUAAUAAUCUUAGUAAUCUGGAUGAAACAACACAAAAUGGCCAUAUUCCAAUUGAUAAAAAUCAAUUACGAAAUUGGGGUCUAUCCGAACCAAUCAUACAAUAUUAUGCCCGUAAAGGUAUUAGCCGAUUUUUUGAUUGGCAAAUCGAUUGUCUUCAACUACCAGGUGUAUUGGAACAACAAAAAAACCUUGUAUAUUCUGCACCAACAAGUGCCGGUAAAACAAUGGUUAGCGAUAUUUUAUUAUUCAAAACUUUGUUGGAUCGACGAAAAAAAGCCAUAAUCAUAUUACCAUUUGUAUCGAUAUCAAUGGAAAAAGUACAGAAUCUAAAACAAGUAUUUCGUCGUCUUGGAUUACGAAUCGAUUCAUUUGCUGGCCAAACAAAUCCACGUGGUGGUCUGAAACGUGUUGAUGCUGCUGUUUGUACUAUAGAAAAAGCCAAUAAUAUGAUUAAUCGAUUGAUUGAAGAAAGAACAAUCUCAGAUAUUGGUUUAAUUAUUGUUGAUGAAUUGCAUAUGAUUGGUGAUCAAUCAAGAGGUUAUAUUUUAGAAUUAUUACUGUCCAAAUUGAUGCAUAUGAAAUCGAAUCCAUUGGCCUGUAAUGCUGAUGAUAAUAUUGAUCUUCAUCAACUGCAAAUUGUUGGAAUGUCAGCAACGAUACCAAAUUUGAAUGAUAUUGCAAAAUGGUUAAAUGCAGAAUUAUUUAUCACCGAUUAUCGUCCAGUUCCAUUGGAUGAACAUGUAGUUGUUGGUAAUGAAAUUCUUAAAAUUUCAAUCGAUUUGAAUCAAUUAAAAUUAUCAACAACAACAAUGUCACAUUCACUAAUCUAUUUGGCAAUUGAAACAUUAGCACAAGGUUUUUCUACGUUAAUAUUUUGUCCAACACGUUCAAUGUGUGAAUCAAUGGCUAAAACAAUUGCAGCAAAUAUAUUUAAUAUUGGACAAAAAGAAAGAAUUCCGCAAAAUGAUUUUGAAAGUUUUAUUCGUGAACGUAUUCAUUCGGAUCAAAUUCUUUCAUAUAAACGUUUAGUUUCAUUAAUUGAAACAUUAAAACGAUCCACAUCAUCAUCAUCAUCAGGUGGUUUUGAUCCAAAUCUGGAACGUGUUCUGAGAUUUGGUUGUGCAUUUCAUCAUGCUGGCAUGACAAUGGAAGAACGUGGAACGGUUGAACAAGGUUUUCGUGAUGGAACACUAAGAAUACUUUGUUGUACAACAACAUUAUCAGCUGGUGUUAAUUUACCAGCCCGUCGUGUAAUGAUAACAUCACCGUUUGAUUAUGCAAACAACCUGUUACCUGUUGGUAAUUAUCGUCAAAUGAUUGGUCGUGCUGGACGUAAAGGUAUCGAUAUAUUAGGCGAAAGUUUUCUAUUUUGUUCGGAUAAAGAUAUACGUUUAGCACGUCGUCUUUUAUCCGCUGAAAUUCUACCAAUUAAAUCAAAUCUUGUUACUGUGAAGAAAUCCAAUAAUAAUAAUAAAACGAAUACAUCAUGUUCGACAUCAUCUACUAAUAGUGAUCAAAAUAUUACGAAAAAAUCGCAAUGGCAACCAAUCAUAAAUGAUCAACUUUUACGUGCCGUAUUGGAAGUUAUUGCAAAUGAAAUGGUUAAAAAUAUUAGUGAUAUUAGUGGUUAUCUUGGCUGUACUUUUUUCCGAAAUUGUCCAUUGAAUUUAUUUGGAUCUCAACAACAACAACAAUCACAAACAGAAGAAAAUGAAGAAAUAAUCAAUGAAUCAAUACGAUUGGUAUUGGAUCGAUUGAAACAAUUUGAAUUUAUUUAUAUUGAAUCACCGGAUAAUGGUGAUUCAAGAAUUGUUUGUACUGAUCUUGGACGUGCUGUAAUUAGUUCAGGUGUUUCACCUACAGAUGGUCAAUUUAUUUAUGAAGAACUGAAACGUUUUCGAACGAAAUUAUCAUUAUUAACUGAUUUACAUCUGGUUUAUCAAACAACACCUGUUUAUAUUGUUAACCAAUUGCCUGAUAUUGAUUGGCGUCAUUAUUUAAAUCUUUAUGAACGUUGGGAUAAAAAUACAAAAUUCAUUUCACAAAUGAUUGGUAUAAGUGAACAUUUUCUUUGUAUACAAGUAUCAAUGUCUGGUUUGAUGAAGCAAACAACAUCGAAUGAAUCAUUAAUUCAUCGUCGAUUUUAUGCAAGUCUAGCUUUAUUUGAUUUGAUUGAAGAAAUACCAAUGUGGAAAGUACAACAAAAAUAUAAUCUUGAUAAAGGAACUCUGCAAUCUUUACAACAACAAGCAUCAACAUUUGCUGGAAUGUUAUCAACAUUUUGUCAACGUUUAAAUUGGAAAACAUUGGCCAAAUUAUUUGAUGAAUUUCAACCACGUCUUUCAUUUGGUGUUCAAUUAGAUCUUAUCGAUUUGGUACGACUUCCAUGUGUAAAUUCAAUGAUUGCUCGACAAUUAUUCAAUAAAGGUUAUGAAGAUAUAUCAUCAUUGAUUAAUUUAAAACCAAAAGAUAUUGAAUUAGCACUGAUAACAUCUAAAGAUUUAAUACCAGAUGAUAGCAGUAAUGUUGAUCCAAAUGAAGUUAAAAUUUUUCUUUCAACAUUAGAUCAAACAAUAACGAUUACUGAAUUAUCAAAAAUGAUUAUUAAAGAAGCAAGGAUGUUGACUGAAAAAGAAAUUGGUCAGAAAAUUUCAUUUGAAGAUGAAAUUGAAAGUGGUUCGACAGUUAAUUCACCGGUUAAUUUAGUUGUUGAUCAACAACCUGAACAACCAGAAGAGCAAGAAGAAGAGCCAGCAUUAUCAACCGAACCAUCAAAAAUGGAAAGAUCAAAUGAAUCGAUAGAUAAUUCGAUCGAAUCAACCAACAGUAAUAAACGAAUCAAAACUGAUAUUGAUUUAUCAUCGAUUAAUCACCAUCAUGAUGAUAAUGAUUAUAUGAUUAAAGAAGUACCCAUUAUUCAAGAAGAUUCAAAUUCCGAUUCAAAAUCAUCGAUAAUUUCUUCAUCGACACCGAAUGUUACCAAACAAAUUCAAUCAACAUCAUCGACAAAACCAACGGAAACAUCGAUAUUAUUCGAUGAUGAUGAUGAUGAUUUUUUAUUGGAAGAAUUAUCAUUAAUUUUGACGAAAAAAGAAUCGGAAAAAAUUUCUGAAACAAUUCCUCAGCCAUCAUCAUCAAAAUCAUUAUCAAUGUCAACAAUGUCGAUAGAUGCUGAUUUAGAAAUUUUGGAAAUGUUAGAACAGGAAGAGGAUACGAAGCAGCAAGAAAAAGAUUCAAAGCAGCCGAAGCAAGAAGAAAAAGAAUCACAUUCAUCAGAAACGGUACGAAACGAAAGGAUUACGGCUUCAAAUGAUAAUAAUGAUGAUGAAAUAUGGCUGGACGAUAAAGAUGAUAUUAGUUUUGAUGAUGAUGAUUCAACUGAAGAAACAUCACCAAUGAAUUCACCAGCAUCAUCAGUUGAUAGUAAAGAAGAUAUGGAUAAAUUUCUUCAAUCAUUAUCCAACAAUGAUGAUGAUGAUCAUAAUGAAAUAAUCCAUAAUCUACCAUCGUUACAUGAAUCCAAUGUUACGGUUGAUAAUUUUGAAUUGAUUAAAAUUGAUAAUCGUGAAUUAUGUAGGGAUUUUCUUGCGCAAAUUUUUCCCGAAACUGAUCAAAAUAUAGUGGCAUUAUAUUUUCGUUUAGAACGACGAAAAGAUUCAAGUGAACAUCAUCGACGAACAAUGAUUGUUUUGAAACCAGGUGAUCGAAAAUUAUCAACACAACAACCACCAUCAACUGAAUCACCUGAUGAACCCGUAGGUCUUCGAUUAAAAAAUUCACCAGAUCUUUAUCUAAUCAGUUUAUAUGUAACCAAAUUGAAUCAAACACAAAUUUUCCAUAUUGAUAGCCAAGAAGCAUUGAAAUUUUUACAACAAAAUUGGUUUAAACAUUUACAACAAAAAUCUUCAACAAGACGCUCCAUACAUUUUUUAUGUCAUGAUGUUAAACAAUGUUGUCGAUGUUUGAAUGAAGUAUUCAAUUUUGAAUGGAAAUUUUUAAUAAAUCAUUUAGAAUGGUAUGAUGUUACAAUUGCACAAUGGUUAUUAGAUCCAGAAUCAUCACCACCAUAUAAUAUUGAUUCUAUUCGAAUAAAAGAUUUACCCGUUUUGGCUCGAACAAAUCAGUUAUCGGAUAUCGACUAUUUCGACAACGUUAGUAAUUAUUAUCGUCGAAAAAUUUUAUUAAAUUCGAAUCCUCAUCGUUAUCGUUCGAAAGAUUCCAGCAUUCAAGAUUUAGAUAUUAUUCUGAAAAUUUUAAUUCUUUUCAAUUUAAUUGAUGGUUUAUUGUUGCGGUUACGUGAAGAAAAUCUUCUGAAAAGUUAUUUUCGAAUUGAAAUUCCUUCAAGAAUUUGUAUAACGAUGAUGGAAUCAAAUCCAACCAAAAUUGAUCGAAAAUAUCUGAAUGAAUUAGAAGAUACAAUUCAGGAUUUAAUUUCACGAAUUGAACAAAAAAUCGUUGCAAAAAUUGGUCGUUCAAUCAAUCUGAAUAGUCCAGAUCAAGUUGGAAAAGUAUUAUAUUCACAAGAAAUGGGUUUAAUAUCAUCAUAUUUUAAUGUGACUACCAAUACUACUGCUGCAAGUCCUAGUCCACGUUCAAAAUCAAAACGUUUAUCAUCAUUACUGCCGAAAAUAACGCCUGUAACACGGAAACCAAGUACAAGUAAAAUAGCAUUAAUGCGUCUACAAGAAUCUGUUGGUAAUCGUUCAAAUCUACCAACAAUGAUCAUAGAAUGGCGUCAUUUAAAUCAUGCCUUGACUAAUUCGAUAAUGGCAAUUAAUCGUCAUUGGUAUUAUCGUCGAGAUGACGAUCCUGAUGAUUCAUUAAUUUAUAAACAGUGUUGUGAAUGGACUGCAACUGGUCGUAUUACAAUGUUGGAUCCAAAUCUUAUCAAUUUGGAUAAUGAUUUUGAAAUUAAAACACAUUUAAAUGAUGCGACUAUUUUUACUCCUACUACUUCUACAGGUGAUAAUAAUACCCGAUCAACAAAAAUUCAUAUAAGAAAAAUUGUUCAAUCCCCAGAUAAUUAUCAAUUAAUAACAGCUGAUUAUUGUCAAUUAGAAUUGCGUAUUUUGGCACAUUUUUCUAAAGAUAAAAAUCUUUUAAAUGUAUUGAAUAAUUUGGCUGUAGAUGUAUUUAAAUCGAUUGCCGCCGAUUGGAAACAAAUUCCAAUCGAACAAGUUGAUUAUGAAACACGGCAACAAGCUAAACAAAUUUGUUAUGGUAUCGUUUAUGGUAUGGGUGAUGAAUCAUUAGCACAAAAAUUGGAUAUUACAUCGAAUGAAGCUGGUGAAUAUAAACAAUCAUUUUUCGAACGUUAUAAUCGUUUACAAGAAUUUAUUAAUAAAACUAUUGAUAAUUGUCGUCAAAAUUUAUUUGUUGAAACUAUUGCUGGUCGUCGUCGACAAUUACCACUGAUUCGUUCACCAAAAUUAGAUGAAUCAUCACGUGCCAGUCGACAAGCAGUAAAUACAAAAAUUCAAGGAUCAGCAGCUGAUAUUAUUAAAAUGGCAAUGAUUUCUGUACAGAAACAAAUUGUUGAACGAAAAUUUGAUGCAUGUUUUGUAUUACAAAUGUAUGAUGAACUGAUGUAUCAGGUACGAAUUGAUCAAUGUGAAGAAUUUGGUUUAUUUUUAAAACAACAAAUGGAAAUGGUUGGUGAUUGUUUACGUGUUGUAUUGCCAGUAAAAUUAUCUAUGGGACGAAAUUGGUCAGAAAUGGAUCCAUUUUUGUGAUUAUUAUUAUUAUUUUAAAAUCAAACAACGAAAAAAAUCAAUUUGCAUGUUUUUGUUUACAAAUU
Molecule: messenger RNA, 6695 nt
Organism: Dermatophagoides pteronyssinus (European house dust mite)
Lineage: Eukaryota; Metazoa; Arthropoda; Arachnida; Sarcoptiformes; Pyroglyphidae
Product: kinesin-like protein KIF2A
Biological process (GO): microtubule depolymerization; microtubule-based movement
Cellular component (GO): microtubule
Molecular function (GO): microtubule binding; ATP binding; microtubule motor activity
Source: RefSeq, a predicted model, not a curated record